Molecule: messenger RNA, 3588 nt
Organism: Saccostrea echinata
Lineage: Eukaryota; Metazoa; Mollusca; Bivalvia; Ostreida; Ostreidae
Exons: 7
Coding region: 220-2841 (873 amino acids)
Source: RefSeq, a predicted model, not a curated record
UACCCAAUUCUGCUUGGCUCACUUCCGCUUUAGACGGUAUGGAAUUUUCCACAAACGAAAAAUAGAAAUGAAACCAAAGUAAGAGGUAUAUGCUGAUUGGUGUCCAAAUAACUCGAUGAAUCACGGUUAGAACUUCCGUUCCAGAAUAUAUGGUCAUCUGAGAUGGUAGCCAUCGUCCAUAAGGGCAUUCAUUUUUUAUGUAAAUAGAAAAGAACCACCAUGAGUUCACGAAGUCGACUGGAGUCCCAAGUUUCAAUGGACGCCCAGCCCAGCUACAUGCCAUCUAGUCCGAUGGCAGAUCUAGAGAUGUCUAGAUUAGGAUUGGCCAGUUCUAUUAGUGAUCUGCAGCCGAAUGACAUGCAGGCAUUUAUUGAUCAGUACCGGGACAGAAUGACGUCAGAGGAAAAGAUAGGGUACUAUGAUGUGAUGAUUUUGUAUGCGGAGGACGAUCGUGAACUAGCAGAAAGUUACAAAGAGCACCUGCAGAAUGAUAUAAUGUUAGAGGGAGGGAGGAGAGUGACUGCGGUUUUAUACGACGAUCAGGAACUGGUAUCUCUAGCAGGCUCUAAAAUAAAGAGUUUGGAUUUUUGCUUUCAGAGAUGUACUUUUGCCUUUAUUUAUCUCACCAAGAAGUUUUGUCAGUGUGAAUGGUCUACACUGUCCAGUGAGGAGUGCUUAAUGGAAUCUAUUUAUAACCCCAAAAAGAAAUGGUGUGUGGUCCCUGUGUAUACAGUGUCGAGGGCCAAAGCAGAUUUCAAAAUCCCCAUGGGACUGAACGCUCUGAAGGGUGUUAAUUUUUACAACAAUGACGAUUUUUAUCGCAGAGGUUUACGACGUUUAAUCGGUGACAAAGUCAGUGUAAGACUUAAUCAUAACUCCGAACAUUUCCGCAAGCAAUACAUGGCUGCAUGCAGAAUUAGAAACGAGGACAUUGUACGACGGAAAACAGAGGAGGCCUUGAGACGGCAUGAGGAGUUAAAACUGGAACUACUGCGACAAGAAAUAGAGAGUAAGAAACUUAAAGAAAAUAUGCCUCCGUCUUCAAAACUUGCUGUCUCCAGUACAGAAGGAAGGAUGACAGACUCUAUGGUGAUAGAGAAACAGAGAGGUAGACUUCAGGAGUAUAAUGAUUCUAGACAUUAUAAAAAAUCUCCUGUGGAGUCAGGGACUGACAGUUUUGGAUCAGAAGUUAGCAAGGAUCUGGAAACAUCAGAACCGACAUCUUUCUAUUCAAAGAAAAAUUCAGGAAAAAUUCCAAGCAUGCAUGACGAGGAACAUGGAAAAAUUCCACGCAUGCAUGAUGAGAAACACGGAAAAAUUCUAAGCAUGCAUGGUGAAAAACUGACACAACGUGGAGGAGAUGUCAGUAUGUUAGAAAUGGACUAUUCCAGUGAGAGUAUUGUAGCGAAAACUUCUGAGCAAAUAGUGAAAGAAUAUCAACAAGGUAUUGAAGUUCAUCACUACCACCAUUUUCCAGAGGGCCCUGGGCGUGUCACACAGAACUAUAACAUAGCUAAUGCUGAAAAUGUUGCCAUUGGGAAAAACGCCACCAUUGUCUCAACUCGGGAGAAUGAUAAAGUUAUAGAUGAAGAGGAAAACAGGAGGAACAGCUUAAGGUCAAGUGGUUCAUUUCAAAGUGUGGAUGGUGGUUUGAGUACACCAAGUAACUCAAUAGAAAGGGGAGGUCACUCUGAUGGAGACACUCAGGCUCCGGAAUCUGUGCCGAUGACUUCACAAACUUAUCUGCCAAACACACCAUCAAUCAAAGAGGAAAGCUUGAAAAAUGAUGAAAAUAUAAGUCAUGUGAAGACUGUGAUGCAGGCAGGUCCUAGUGAAGAAAAAACAAAUAUCUCCCGAGAUGAAAAUUCCCCAUCAAACCAUUCUAGUAUGGUAAAACCAAAUAUAAAUUCCUCACCAAAUCAUCGUAGGUUUAACCCCAGUAGACCCAUUAAACCAUUACCUAGUGGGCCUGUGCAGAACUCAAAACCAGUGGUAGCCACUAUUUCACCGAUGGUGUCCAUGCCUGAUAAACCCAGCAGCGAGGAAUCUGAUACUGUGGUAAAGACACCAUAUAGAGGAACCGAUCCUCAGUGCACAGAUGUUAAAAGGACUCAACAAACCAGUGCAAAUAGUCCAGUGAGUGAUGAUGAAAAUACAGACUUAAAAAGAAUUGUUCCCCCUAAUAUAACAAAUAAUGAUCCUCAAGAGGAAACCAAAGUGAAGCAAAUUCCACCGGUGAAUCAGACAAAACCAUUAGUGGUCAAUGAAAAGAUGCAGGGCUGCUGUAAGCCCAAUAUUGUGGCUGGUGCUAGUCCCCCUGUAGGGACCCCGGAGCAACCAGUGAUGCCCUCAAUCAGUGAUUCAUCAGACAUUGUUGAGGAUUGUCCAGGGUCGGAGACCAGUACAGACAGGGACAGUGCAGAAUACGUAACAGUGCAUAAGGAGGAUGUAGAAUUGUAUUCAGAGAGCCUAGGAACGGAUGUUGACAGUGGGUUUAAGUUGACAGAGGUAGAGAAAGGGUUGGAUUGUGUAAAGAAGGCCAUGGAAAUGGGAUACUCAAAAAGUUGCAUCAAACAAGCUUUGAUUAAAUUACGCGCUAGAGGUAAAACGGUGGACAUUAACAGCCUGCUUGAUGAAAUGCACAGAAUAAACAGUGAGUCAACUUCACCAGAAUCAACAGAUGUAAACCUAGAAGGGAAGAUCUCAAAACAAGCUCCGAAAACCUCCAGCAAAUCAAACGACAAAAAAUCACACGACAGCAAAUCAAAUGACACAAAUACCAGACAAAAACCUGGAAUUUUCCAAAAAAUUCUCAAUAACUUUACAAAAGGUGGAAAUUGAAACGACAACAAAGAGAUUCCUGGGAAAACAAUUUACAAAGUUUGAUGGCUUAGUCAAGAGUGAGAAGACUGGUUCGAUUCCUCCUGCUGCUAUCCCCCAUAGUAAAUGGUGGCCAAAUUUUGUCUGUGAUAGUAGGGAAGCUCUAUAUAUAGCUCCAUUGUAGAGUGAUGGAUAUGUUGGUUCAUGUGAGCCAGUGUGUUUGUUACCGGGGUAUUUGUUAUGAAAAGAAAGUGAUUUCAAACAAAUUUCGUCAGUCACUUGGAAUUUACUUAAAUGUCUUAGUCCUGAGAACUCUGUCAGAAAAAAGAAGAAAAAAAAAAGAUUUGUCCAUCAUAGCAAGUUGAUGCAAACUCAUAAACAAUAUCAUCGAAAUUCAUCAGGCUUCUCUGAAGACUUCCAUGAAAUCCUCAGUUGAAGAAUGUCUUGAUUGUUACAUUUGAAUUUUGUUUUCCUCAGAGGCUAGUACAUGGCACUGUUUUUUUAGUCACUUUAUCUAUUCAAUUGUAAGUCAUUUUAUUUUAAGUACUUUGGGCAUAAGCUGAAUUAAUGGAUAAUUUGCUAAAAGCAAAGGCAUUUUAUUUCCAAUUCUGAUUGAUCUGAAGUACUGACAUGUGAGUGCUAUGGCCCUCGGCCUCUGAGAAUUUCUCUGUUUUGUCAUUUAUGUAUAAACCACAUGGUGGUAACUCAUUAUACAUUAUAGAGCGUAUAUGAAAUAUUCAUGAAUAAAAAUGCCGGUAUGAAAAUUUG